AUGAAUAAUUGUGUGCAAUUCAAGGAUAUCAUUCAAGACCUAAUAGUUGAGGGCAAGAUCCUCUUGGAUAAGCCCGCUACUAUGAGGAUCGACAACGAGCCUAUUCCUGCACAUAUGAUUGGGGUCAACUGGCCCGAAAGGCAAAACAAAAGGAAGAUCACUGUAGACAUUAGAGAAGAAGGCACCAAAAAGUGUGAAUUAGAAAUACCAGCAGAUGAUGUGAAGAUAGAUGAGCAAUUGGUCAUACAGGAAGCAAACAAGAUUCAGAGCUUGGACAAACUAGCACCUGAAUCAUAUGGACAUUUUAGCCCGAACGAGGAUCGGAAAAAUUCAUAUGGCAUUUUUGAUAAACUAGACAAUAUCAUAAAUACUGGAAUUCAGAUUUUCUCUAAGAGUUUUUUUGAAUAUGUGAGGUUAGAAGACAGAGAAAAAUGGCAGACGAGGUUGACUCAGCCCGAAUGCAUGGCUUCAUCUUCACAAACAAGGAAUUUUCCUGACAUGAGACUUGCUACUAUGCAUGGGAAUGAGAAGAAAGACAAUCGGGUUCGAGCAUAUCCCACUCUGGCCAAUAUGGGACCAGCAAACAAAGUAAAACUAGCAAUGAUCCAGAAUGGCAAAUGGUAA
Molecule: messenger RNA, 624 nt
Organism: Prunus armeniaca (apricot)
Lineage: Eukaryota; Viridiplantae; Streptophyta; Magnoliopsida; Rosales; Rosaceae
Source: the annotation of a GenBank genome assembly